AUGGCUUCGACCUUCGACACAGAGGCCACUACUGCUCCCCAGCUAACAGUCCCAGUGUCCCAUGCUAUCUCAGUCGAGCAUCCAUGUAUCGUCAAAAAUGUCGAAAAAGCUAUUGACAUGAUAGGUGGUGCGCCUGCCAUAACUCAAGCACUCGAAGAGAAGUCUGUUCGAACAUUUGCUCUCUCUUUCAACCCCCAGGACCCUGCUGCGCGAACUAUCCUUGCGAACAGGAAGGAAGCAAACAAUGUAUUGUUAAAGAUAACAGUACCUAUGCGAACAGGCCGAAAGCGAAAGCGUGGGAGUAAUGAUCCAUGGACAGAAGAUGUUACUGCUCAACCACCCAAGAAGGAUGCUUCCUACCUGGUCCAUGCGAUGCACGACAACCCUGCCUCGUAUAAUGUUACCGCCGUGUCCAACAUCUCUUCCAUGCACAUCUGGCGAAGUAUGCCUGACUUCGUCUUCUCAACCUCGCAGAUUAAAAUUGUCCAAGAUUUGAAAUCAAAGGUUCUCUCCCAGAAUUAUCCUCAGAUCAAGUCUUUUCGACUGCCACGAACAUAUGGUUUACAAGAUACAACCACCUUGCCGCCUGCUGUUUGGUCAAACGCCUUGGUUCCUCACAACUAUACAUAUCGUCAGAAUCCUAGUGUGACAGUCACAAACGACCCACUUACUGGCAAAACUGUCGUCAAAAACACCCAGUCCGCUCCCAAGAUAUACAGCUAUCAAGUGCAAUGGGACACCCCGGAAUACCCCACAACAACAAUGCCGGGUAUCCCACCAAUCGAAGGACAAUCAAAGACCUUUCAAGCCACUGUGGCAGCCCUGGAAACUCUUUUCCAGCAGCGUCCUAUCUGGACGAGACGAGCGUUGCUAAAUUCUCUCGAUUCCGAACUGUCGUCCUUCAAUGUCACCAUCAUGUUACAAUUAAUCCCCAAAUAUGGUGUAUCAAAAGGUCUCGCCCCAAUCGACCCAACGAAGAAGGCAGAAAAACAGACCACUGUUACCUCUACCGCACAGACUGAUGAGCCUCCAGUAGUUCAAGAGACGACGCAAGACAUGGUUGAUGUACUACGGGAGAGAAGAAAACAAGAGUAUCAGACCAUCUAUGCUCGCUAUUGGGCCAGGUCAGACAACAACAGAUCCCACAUUUUCGAUGGCGUGUCGCCUAUCGAGCCUGAUGGAAAAGUCUGGCAGUUGUGCGAUAUUACUGAUCCACAAAUUGCAUCCCUUCGAGACGUUCCAGAUAUACAUGUACGUAAGCAAUGCGAGAACAGAUAUUUUGGCUGGUAUCUAAACGGUACCAACGCCAAGAUCAGAGUAAUGCUGAAAGCAAAGGUAGAUGCAAUGAGGGAAGGCAGCCCACUGGAUCCUGUUUUAUUUGAGGGCUUUGUGAAGUUGCCUGAAAAGGUUGGCUUCUCCGAAUAUGAUCCACAGUCCCUCUUGUCCUACGGAAGUACCACCACAUCAUCACAAGCUACUGCUCCGACAACCCAAGGCCUGGCAGAGACGCACACGGGGGUCGAGGAUCAUGAUUCAAUCCGCCAUGAAUCCCUGUCUGUAUACUUAGGAGAUGAGGCAACCAAGCAGCAACUCGACUGGGCGGCGUUGUAUCGGUCCUUUGCACGUAGUGAACCAGGUACAAAGCCGGUAAUAAGUUAUGCUGCUUUGGGCGUACUACGUAAAAAGAAGCCUAUUGCUACUAAGGCCUCCAAAGCGAAGAAACAAAAAGGAACAAGCACACAAUCAACACAAGACAAUGCUAGCCACGUACCAGACGCCAGCAAUGCAGAAGAGGCAAUCGACGUGGACGCUCAAAUAAUAGAUGGGAUCACUUACGUGGAAGACAUGGAAGUGGAGGACGGACAGGAGGUUCUACCAAGUAUUGAAGUUAAUGGCUUCGAUCUUGAAGUUGAGGACGACUUCGAGCUUGGGCUGGGACCAGAGAUUAAACUCGAGGAGGAAGACGAUGUGUUUUACGGUAAUCAGCGACCUUUUACAGAUGAUAUCGAUCCUAGCCUAGAGAUGACUCAAGCUAGUGACGCUCAGCAACCACAGUUCGAUCAGGUAACACAAUGA
This is a messenger RNA of Lithohypha guttulata, 2076 nucleotides long. It is a transcript of the gene TFC1, whose product is annotated as tau 95 subunit of transcription factor TFIIIC. NCBI's taxonomy places the organism in Eukaryota, Fungi, Ascomycota, Eurotiomycetes, Chaetothyriales, Trichomeriaceae. The record is from RefSeq and is a predicted model, not a curated record. The coding region runs from base 1 to 2076 and encodes 691 amino acids. Gene Ontology annotation, molecular function: RNA polymerase III type 2 promoter sequence-specific DNA binding; RNA polymerase III type 1 promoter sequence-specific DNA binding. The transcript has 2 exons. Gene Ontology annotation, cellular component: transcription factor TFIIIC complex. Gene Ontology annotation, biological process: transcription initiation at RNA polymerase III promoter.